This is a messenger RNA of Abrus precatorius (Indian licorice), 513 nucleotides long. RefSeq names its product auxin-responsive protein SAUR50-like. The record is from RefSeq and is a predicted model, not a curated record. Lineage: Eukaryota; Viridiplantae; Streptophyta; Magnoliopsida; Fabales; Fabaceae. The coding region runs from base 1 to 513 and encodes 170 amino acids. The transcript has a single exon. Gene Ontology annotation, biological process: response to auxin.
AUGUCUAUGGAUCCAAAGAAAUCUAACAAGAUCAGAGAAAUUGUUAGGCUUCAACAGAUCCUCAAGAAAUGGAGAAGGUUAGCAAACUCUUCGAAGACCACCACCGCAUCAACCACAACAACUACCUCUAGCAAGAGCAUGAAGUUUCUGAAAAGAACACUUUCUUUAUCCGAACGUGAGGGAGGAUCAAGCAAUGUUGUUCCAAAAGGGUACCUAGCUGUUUGUGUUGGUGAAGAGCUUAAGAGGUUCAUUAUACCAACUGAAUAUUUGGGUUAUCAAGCCUUUCAGAUACUCUUGAGAGAAGCAGAAGAAGAGUUUGGAUUUCAACAAACGGGUGUUUUGAGGAUUCCUUGUGAAGUAUCCAUUUUUGAAAGUGUCUUGAAGAUGGUUGAAGGAAAGAAGGACAAGUUUUCCUCUCAAGAAUGUAGACUUAGCAUUGAAGAGAUGAUAGGGUACUCCUCGGAAAGCCAACUUCCUUAUUCUCACCAUCCUCAAAGUCCAUUGUGCAGAUGA